Messenger RNA from Fusarium tjaetaba, 645 nucleotides. RefSeq lists its product as uncharacterized. Lineage: Eukaryota; Fungi; Ascomycota; Sordariomycetes; Hypocreales; Nectriaceae. The transcript is spliced from 2 exons. The coding region runs from base 1 to 645 and encodes 214 amino acids. The record is from RefSeq and is a predicted model, not a curated record.
AUGAGUCGGCGCCAUUCCCCGCUGCAAGGCGAGCGGCACUUCUGCGAGUAUCGAUGCAUUAUCUGCAACAGCGUGCUCGAAACUUGCCGUUCCAUGAGGCCAGAAAUCGUAUAUGCCCUGGCUGACAACUGCUACAACUGCAUUUACGAAACAUCAUACAGCCUCGCAACGUAUGAUGAGGCAUCUUCACAAGAGUUUCUCCAAACAAUGCUCCGAGUGGCGCAAGUACAAAUAGCAAACGAAAUAGCUGAGGCCUCGGAUCAACUGGCGUACAGUAGCCCAUGGUCGCCCACUACGACCGAUGCAGUCCUGGAGCCAGACGAUGAAACAGAGACGCAACCCUCGUUGUACGAUGAAACGCCUGAGGAGCGUGAUGAAAGAUUCCGUAACCUCAGAGCAGUUCAGGACUUGCCGGCUCAUCACUUCUAUUCGCCUGAACUAGUUCUGUCCGAACAAGAUGAGGUUCAACUAGAGCCCUCUCUAUUAGGUGCAUCUGAAAUAGAGGCGUAUGUUAAUGUGUAUGAGUUUGAUGCGUCAUUUGGAGAAGCUUCUGGAUUAAAUGCGCCUGAAGGAGAUGCCCGCCCAGCACCUGCACCACACCAGAGCCGCAACGAGCAAGAAGAAGGGCUCGAUAUCAUGAUAUAA